Molecule: messenger RNA, 483 nt
Organism: Aureobasidium pullulans EXF-150
Lineage: Eukaryota; Fungi; Ascomycota; Dothideomycetes; Dothideales; Saccotheciaceae
Exons: 2
Coding region: 125-394 (89 amino acids)
Source: RefSeq, a predicted model, not a curated record
CAGGUAGAUGGCUACAUGGCUGUCUAAGAGUAUCUCUAUCUAGUCACCGCGGUGGUCAUGAUUGAUGGUUGAUGGAUAGGAAGAUGUGCAGCAGGCGUAUAACUGAGCACGGACGUGCAUUCUGAUGAAGAAAAAUCCAAUCGGGUUGCCGCCACUUGGCACUAGCGCGCUCGCACACCCCACUCGUCAAAAAUCCGUGUCUCCUCCUCACGCAGACAAAGCGAGCUCUCCUUCUCUCUCUUUCCCCUCCCAUCGACUCCAUCGCCUCGUCUCAGGUCAGCCUCUUUCCCACCUCACCGUCGCCUUGAUAAAGACUCGGUCGCUCACUUUUUUUCUUCACAGGCAGGCUCUCUUUCAAUUUACACAUUCACCAGUGCUUGACGCACUACACUGAGAGCGGGGCCCUCCAAGUAAAACUUUUUCAAGAGAUACCCAUACAAAUACCGCCAACAUGGUCAAGUUCACUGUUGAGGAGAUCCGCGG